Messenger RNA from Nicotiana tabacum (common tobacco), 699 nucleotides. Lineage: Eukaryota; Viridiplantae; Streptophyta; Magnoliopsida; Solanales; Solanaceae. The record is from RefSeq and is a predicted model, not a curated record.
CCUAACAAUACAAAAACUCCCUUCGUAUGUUUCUCAUUUCCACUCUCUCUCACACAGAACCCCAAACCAAAAGAAAUCUAAUUCCCAUUUCCUUUCCAUUUUCAUUUGCAUUCACGAAAAUGUCAUCUCAAGUAACCGAAAAUCACAGAGAAAACGCAGAGGUAUUCACUGACCCAGCGAUCUGCAAGCAGAAAUCUCUCGAACUUCUCGAGCAAAACAACAUGCCAAAAGGACUACUCCCAUUAGACGAUCUAAUCGAGGUGGGCCGGAAUCAUCAAACCGGGUUCGUAUGGCUGAAACAGAAGAAGGCAAAAGAACACCGGUUCAAGAAAAUCGGGAAACUCGUGUGGUACGACACUGAAGUCACGGCGUUUAUUGAAGAUCGCCGGAUGAAGAAACUCACCGGGGUUAAAAGUAAGGAGAUUUUGAUUUGGGUUACUAUUUCUUAUAUUUAUAUUCAGGACCCGGAGUUUCAGAAAAUUACUUUUGCUACCCCUACUGGAAUUUCUAAGGCUUUCCCGGUUUCUGCGUUUGAAGAGUGAGAAGAAGAGAAGGCACUGGUAGUGAUAUUUUGUGGGAUUAUUAAUAAAUGGAGUGCGUUGUGUUUGGUAUUUUAUUAUGGUUAAUAAUGUCCUUUUGUUUUUAAACUUAUGUAAUAUGGAAAAGAAAAUUGUGAAAUGGAAACUAUAUUUUCUCCUG